ACAAAGGAAAGAAAAGAAAUAAUACAAAUAUCAAUAUCAAUAUAUGUAAGAAAACUCUCUCAUAAAAAUAGCAUUAAAUUAAUCACAAAAAUGCUUCACGCCUUUAGUGCGGUUUCACCGUAUUUAAAAUUUAAUCCGAAACGCGUAACGAUAGAUAAUACGAUAUUCAAAUUGCAUUACCGUUGGACAUUUAUUAUAUUGAUAGUAGCUACGAUAUUGGUUUGUUCUCGUCAAUAUUUUGGCGAACACAUUAAAUGCAUAUCGGAUACUGUGCCUGUUCAUGUCAUUAAUACGUACUGUUUUUUUACUUCCACCUUCACCGUGGUACGCCAUUUAAAUAAUACCGCUUUAUCGAACGGUGCGAUAUUUCAACCGGGCAUUGGUCCUUAUGAGAUCUACGAGGAACCGAUUAAACGUCACGCUUAUUAUCAAUGGGUGCCAUUCUUGUUGUUCGGCCAAGCUUUAUGCUUUUAUAUACCACAUUUUUUAUGGAAAACCUGGGAAGGUGGGCGUAUUAAAGCUUUGGUUUAUGGUUUAAAAAUGGUAAGCCUAUCGAAAUAUUUGAAAGAGAGAAGCUUAAAAUACGGCCAACUGUCUAUGCCUUGCCUGGAAGAGACCGAAUGCCGUAUUAAGGAUAUACGUCGUUCGAUGAUUGAACGUAUGCGUUUAAAUAAUUCGUGGGGAGCGCAUAUGGUCUUUGCGGAGCUAUUAAAUUUACUUAAUCUUAUGUUACAAAUCUAUUGGACAAAUUUAUUUUUGGGUGGCGCUUUUUAUAGCUUGGGUGCAAAAGUUUACGCCGAACGUUGGACUGAACAAAUGGACGCUUUAGAUAUCGUUUUCCCGAAAGUUACUAAAUGCCAUUUUCAUAAAUAUGGUAGCAGUGGGUCAUUACAAAUGCACGAUACUCUUUGCGUUAUGGCUUUAAAUAUAAUCAAUGAGAAAAUUUAUACCAUUCUUUGGUUUUGGUAUGCUUUCCUUUUCCUCUUCACUCUACUCGGCCUAGUGUGGCGGGCUUCAACUUUUCUCUUUUACAAAAACAUCAAAUUCACUCGUAUUUCAUUCUAUUGGGCUAAGCCUGGCAAAAUAGACGAUCACGAGCUAACAGCUGUAAUAAAGAAAUGCAAUUUCUCAAAUUGGACAUAUCUGUUUUUCUUACGCAGCAACUUGUCCGAGUUCGUUUUCAAUAAGGUUAUCUAUCAUUUAUCCAGUGAGUUUCCAAGUGAACAAAGGGAGAACGUCAUCAACGCUGCUAAGCUCUCGCCAAAGGAUGACGAUCUGGGUCCUAGUCGCUUGCAAACUUUACGCAUAGACGAAAUAGGUUCGCCAUUAUUGGAAGAGAAGGGAACCAAUAAGUUAGAGUAGUUAGUAGUUGUGUCGUUCAAAGGCCAUUUUUUUUUAUUUUUAUUUUUUUUUUAUUUUCUCUUUGUAAAUAAAUAUUCUAGAUUAUAGUAACU
This is a messenger RNA of Glossina fuscipes, 1454 nucleotides long. It is a transcript of the gene Inx7, whose product is annotated as innexin inx7. Gene Ontology annotation, molecular function: gap junction channel activity. Gene Ontology annotation, cellular component: gap junction; plasma membrane. Bases 91 to 1362 code for a protein of 423 amino acids. Lineage: Eukaryota; Metazoa; Arthropoda; Insecta; Diptera; Glossinidae. The record is from RefSeq and is a predicted model, not a curated record. Gene Ontology annotation, biological process: phototransduction. The transcript is spliced from 4 exons.